This is a messenger RNA of Penicillium daleae, 1068 nucleotides long. RefSeq names its product alpha/beta hydrolase. Gene Ontology annotation, biological process: proteolysis. NCBI's taxonomy places the organism in Eukaryota, Fungi, Ascomycota, Eurotiomycetes, Eurotiales, Aspergillaceae. The coding region runs from base 1 to 1068 and encodes 355 amino acids. Gene Ontology annotation, molecular function: serine-type peptidase activity. The transcript has a single exon. The record is from RefSeq and is a predicted model, not a curated record.
AUGAGUGACGAUCAAGCAAAACAGGACCCCACGGAUUAUGGGCCUCGCAUCUGUCCUCCAGGCUUCUCCGAUCACUCGUUCAAGACCGACAGCGGCGUAGAGCUCGCUGUCCGAAUCUGGCCCGCUGAUCCUCCCGUUGACAAGCCAGCUCCAGUUGUGGUUUACACCCACGGUGGCGGCUGGUUUGCUGGAAACCACUUUGCGCCGCUUCCAUGGAUGCAACCUGGCUUUCGCCAGCGAGGCCACCAUAUGGUAUCUCACAACUACCGACUUGGUCCGCAGGCGAACUAUGAAAUGCAGCUGCAGGACUCUAUGGAUGCCUUGAGUUGGUGCCGGGCCAAUCUCCCAUCCAUACUCGGCACAGACUCAGUAGACAUGAACCAGCUGAUCCUCUGUGGUGAGUCAGCCGGCGCACUUCUCACUGGCCUCAUGGGACACCAUCUAUCUCCACCGCCAAAGGCUGUUAUUCUUGUGUAUGGGGCAGUUGAUCCAGCAGCAGCGUGGCCCAUUCUAGCCCCGGUCCCCGAGAACUCUGCCGACACGCCGGCAUGGGUUGGCGAGUUCUCUGAUGCUGAGCUCGAGGAAUUCCUAAAGGACCGAGAUGAAUCUAACAUGUUAACGGAUGCGCUAUGGGCUGAUGAGAAUAAGACUACGUCCGAGCAGGCGCUGAGUAAACUCUGGGCGACGGAUGUCCGCUUCACGCGUCGCAUACGACUUCAGGCGGAGCUUCACCAGUGGCGAUCUGACAUAACUGCGCGUGUCGGUUCUACUAUCAGGUCGUUUCGCCUAGGCUCGAUACAUGCUGAGCGCUUUGCGGAUGAAGCUGCCCUGGCUGCGUUUCUGCUAUCUAUGUCACCAUCUCCGCUUCUCGAGACGAAGACAUGGUAUCCACCAACGGCUUUCCUGCAUGGCAUGGCUGAUAGAGCUGCUCCACUUUCACAAAGCCAGGCAAUGGCUGAGCGUCUCAAGGCGAUGGAGGUACCGGUCGUUGAAAGUUACGAGCCUAAUGAAGACCAUUGUUUCGAUCACAAGUAUACUGUGAGUAAACCUUGCCAGGCAUCCUGCUAG